AUGGCCGCGGCGGCCAUGGCCCCGACCGCCCACCUCCACCUCCACCACCCGCCUCGCCUCCACCGCCUCCUCCUCCUCUCCACCUCCCCCUACCCGUGGCUCUCCGCCUGGCCGUCCCCACGCGCUCGCCUCCUCCCGCGCCGCCCCGCCUCCGCGCUCGACCUCCGCCCGGAGCCGUCCCCGUCCUCCGACUCCGACGACGAGGACGCCUUCGGCACCAGCCGCUCCUCCGGCCGCUCCACCAUGACGCUCAUCCUCGGCCGCCUCCGCCAGGCCGGCUACUACCCGCCCGCCGACCACGCCUCCUCCUCCUCGUCGUCGUCUGCGGCGCUCCCGGGGGCCGCCGCUCCCCGGCACCCGCCCAGGGGUUCUGUCGAGGACGUGUUCCGCGUCGACGACGGCGUGCUGCCCAACGCGCGGGGAGGGUUCGACGACGGCGGCGGGGAGUCGGCGCUCGGGGACGCGCGGUUCCCGUGGGAGCUGCCGAUGCCGCCCCCCGAGGCGGCGGCGCGGGCGGCGAGGUCGAAGUCGUGGAUGGCGGAGCUGACGCUGCCCGAGGCCGAGCUGCGGCGGCUGCGGCACGCCGGGAUGAGGCUCAAGUCGAGGAUCAAGGUGGGGGGCGCCGGGGUCACCAAGGACAUCGUGGAGAGGAUCAGGGACAGGUGGAGGACGGAGGAGGUGGUCAGAAUAAAGGUCACCGGCACGCCCGCGCUCAACAUGCGUCUCUUCCACGAGAUACUCGAGAGAAAAACAGGGGGGUUGGUAAUAUGGAGGUCUGGAACUUCAGUUUCUCUAUACAGGGGAGUAGCCUAUGACAUACCUGAACCCACUAAAAGAACAAGUAAGAAUAUGCAAACUCUUGGUAUGAUGUCUUCCAUCAAAGAGUCACCUGGUCCUUCGUUGUUACCCAAUGAGAAAGUAAACAACAUGCAAGAUACCAAUGGAGCUUUGUUAUCUAAUACUGAGAAAGAUAGACUAGUUGAACCGGUUCCAGAAAUCAAAUAUGAAGAUGAAAUUAACAAGCUAUUGGAUGAGCUUGGGCCAAGAUACACUGACUGGCCAAGAGGUGAUCCAUCACCAGUAGAUGCAGACUUGCUUCCUGCAACUGUACCAGGAUAUAAACCCCCUUUCAGAGUUCUGCCAUAUGGAGUGCGUCCAUCUCUCGGCCGAAGGGACACUACAAAUUUACGGCGUCUUGCCCGUGGGCUGCCACCUCACUUUGCUCUUGGGCGAAGCAGACAACUCCAAGGCUUAGCAGCAGCUAUGGUGAAGUUGUGGGAGAAAAGUUCUAUUGCAAAAAUUGCUCUGAAAAGAGGAGUACAGCUUACCACCAGUGAAAGGAUGGCUGAAGAUAUCAAGAAAUUAACAGGUGGUGUAAUGCUUUCAAGGAACAAUGACUUUAUAGUCUUCUACAGGGGGAAGGAUUUCUUGUCCUCAGAACUUGCAGAGGCACUGUUAGAGAGGGAAAGAUUGGCAAAGUCCCUACAAGAUGAGGAGCAAGCGCGGUUAAAUGCAGCAUCUUCCUUUGCUUCCAGCACUGAGGCACCUUUAGAGCCUACUGUAGCUGGUACCCUUGGAGAGACUCUUGAGGCUAACUCUAAAUAUGGAAAUAAACUGGAUGAAAAUUUUGAGGACAAGAUGACUAGAACUGUAGAAGCUGCAAGACAUGCUGACCUUGUAAGGAAGCUAGAGUGGAAGCUCUCACUUGCAGAGAAGAAGAUAGCAAAAGCUGAAAGGGUCCUUGGAAAAGUUGAGACAGCUCUGAAGCCAACUGAAGGGAGCAAACUAGCUGAAACAAUAACAGAUGAAGAGAGAUUCAUGUUUCGGAAGCUUGGUCUAAGAAUGAAGGCAUUCCUGCUACUAGGCAGGAGAGGAGUUUUUGACGGCACUAUUGAGAAUAUGCACUUGCACUGGAAGUACAGGGAACUAGUGAAAAUACUUGUGAAAGCAAAGUCUUUUGGAGAGGUCAAGAAGAUCGCAUUGUCUCUUGAAGCUGAGAGUGGGGGUAUUUUAGUUUCUGUGGACAAAGUCUCCAAGGGUUAUGCCAUCGUGGUGUUUCGUGGGAAAGACUAUAGACGGCCUUCUAAGCUGAGACCCAGGAAUCUUUUGUCAAAGCGGAAGGCUUUAGCUCGAUCCAUUGAGAUUCAGAGACGUGAGGCCCUCAGUCGUCAUAUUGCAAGCUUGAAUAGAAGAGUAAAGCAGCUCAAAUCAGAACUGAUCCAAAUGGAGGGCGUGAAAGAGGAAGGAGACGAGGAGCUGUAUGCCAAACUGGAUUCUGCUUAUUCCAGUGACGAAGAAGAUGGGGAGGAUGAGGAUGAUGAGGCUUACCUCAGGAGUUUCGACAAUGUAGCUGGCCACAGCGGUGAUGAUCGGACCUCCGUUGACGGCAGCAACAUAAAUUCUGAAGAUGAGGGUGACUACUCUGAGGACGACGAAAACGAAGAUGACGAUGACGAAGAUGAUGAGUUUGAUUACGAAAACGAUGAUGAUGAUGCUGGCGAAGAUGAUGUGUCCCCAGUUACUUCUGAUGGCAAUCUAUACAGCCACACAGAUUUGGACAGCUCACGCAGCGAAAAUGGUGUGUCACUAUCAGCGAGGGGUGACCCAGAUGUAAAAAGUAGUAGAGGGCAAGCCCUUGACUGCAGAAAUUCGCACAGUGAGCAGCCGACGGAACCGACAACAAACUCAUGUAGUUAGAUGCUCUGCAAAGCACGUAAAUAGUACUCCUGCCCAUUUAUUUGGUCGGUGCCAUCGCUGGCUUCCUUUGGCUCAUCUUUGGAGCUGCUUUCAAUGGCCUUUUGACCGCAAGCUCAGAUCCACACGCAUAUAGACAUCUCUUAUCAUGACAUUUGAGGUACGCCUGAUGAGCUUUAAAAAAAAAUAAACGAACCAACUAUUUUUUUGUUGAAAAAAAAAACGAUUCAAAUCAGCUCUAGGAUUGAAUUUUGAUUGCAUCUAAUAAGCUAACCAUUAGACGACCA
Molecule: messenger RNA, 2981 nt
Organism: Oryza brachyantha (malo sina)
Lineage: Eukaryota; Viridiplantae; Streptophyta; Magnoliopsida; Poales; Poaceae
Product: CRM-domain containing factor CFM3, chloroplastic/mitochondrial
Exons: 9
Coding region: 1-2697 (898 amino acids)
Biological process (GO): RNA splicing, via transesterification reactions
Molecular function (GO): mRNA binding
Source: RefSeq, a predicted model, not a curated record